CGGGCAGGAAGCUCUUCGGUGCUGAGGAAAGGCCGCCAUCAACUGCACAGAAGAGCAGGACAACAAGAUAUGGAGUCAGUCUGCCAUCAACCCUGCAAGAGGGCGGUUUCGACAGAUGAUAAGUACGCGGGCGCAUCCCUCAUCGCGCGUUUCGAUUCGUCCUCUGCCACUCCAUAUCACCAACCAGGCGCCUAGCAAGAAGCCCCCAACUCCAUCGCAUUCUAUCCUGGGGACUGGGAACAAUCAGCAGGCGGCUUUUGAAACACCAAUCUCCACCAUGCACCUGGAAGCGUCUCAUGUCUAAGGCUUCACUGCAGGUUGUGGGUUGGAACUUGAAUUCCUGGCGAACAGGUGCGACCCGAGCCGUCGUUAAUCACCAACGUUUGAAGAUAUACUUGACUCGACUUCAGGUCGUCCACGAUAAGGGAGCGAUCUCGCGGGAUGCUGCCAGCGUUACCUUGUGCUACAUGGUACUGAGUACUUUUGCAGACUGACUAGGAUGUCGUGCCCCUGGCGAGAAUUCGAUCCUGGUCGAUGUUGCAGCCAUGCACGCCGCCCGACUCAGCCCAUCUGCCCAGGGAAGAGACGGCAGCUGUCUCAGGUCAAGGUCGAAGAUAACAGCAGUGGUCGAUGCUCGGCGCUUCUUCCAGUCGCAUAUCCCUUAAAUGGAGCUGUAGAGGCCGAGCCUCUCUUAUUGUCCACUCCAAUAUCAGGAUCAAGCGGUCUCUAACCAUUCCUCACAGCCAUCCAUGCGCAGCAUUACUCUCACAAACAGAUACUACGGGAAACAAAGGGUGGGAAGGUGGCAGGUUCAAAUUCUCUUGGGCUUAUCACUGUUUCCCAUUAUAUGCCAUGCCCACGAAAACAAAUCGAAUGCGACUGAGCCGGCUCCUUCAAGUUGUGCUCAAGGUGCCGAUUUACAGAGCAAUUUCUCGUCAUCAUCAAGUGUCAAACAUUGGGUGAACCAGCCCAACUACCGCGGGACAUUUGAUAUUCUCUGGACAUCAAUUGUGACGAUAUUUAUCAGCACGUAUAGCAUGUUGUGCCUCAAUGUGCCUGCUCCCAAAGACAGCUUUAGAACCCGAUUCGGUCGCCGUCUCUUGUGGAUGGCUCUCGGUAUCUUGGGCCCGGAGUUUCCUCUCACAUAUGCUGCGGGCCAAUGGAGUCGAGCGAAACAAUCCGUCAAGUCCUUCAAGAAGUACAGUUACACGGACUGGCAUAUGCGGCAGGCGUUUUUUGCGGACAUGGGUGGUUUCAUUUUCCACGCUCGCGACGGCGAACCCUUCCCACUCAACGCAACCCAGCUUCAUUGGCUUGUCGUCAACAAAAUGGUCGAAUAUCCGGCCAUUACCCGCAAAGAAAUCUGGGACAAAUCUAAGCAAGACACAUUCACCAAGGUCGUCACGGCAUUCCAGAUUGGCUAUCUGAUUAUCCAGUGUAUUGCUCGUGCUAUCCAGGGCCUGGCAAUUACGACCUUGGAGCUGAAUGCACUCGCCAUCGUCGUCUGCUCACUCAUGACAUCUUGUUUCUGGCUUCAUAAGCCCGCGGACAUCCAGACACCCGUCCACAUCCACUCCUCCCUCUCACUUGCCGAGAUCACGCUCGACCGUGAAUGGAGCCUAACGCCUCUAGACUUCGUCGAUGAAAAUGGCCCUGGAUAUUCUGUCAAUGUACAACCUUUCAUGAAGAUGCCGGUCAUUCCUGCAGCGCGGCCGAUUCAACGAAUUCCCAACGACAGAUUCCCAACGAAUCCAUACGGCAUACAAGAAUACUUUUUAUGCUUUGCUACUUUGCUUUUCACAGCUAUUCAUGUCGCCGGCUGGAGUUUUGAUUUUCCGAGCCGCACCGAGCGGCUUCUCUGGCGCACUUGCUCGCUCUUGCUUUUCGGUAUCACUGCUGCAUUCUGGGUCUUUGAAACCGCGGCAUCAUGGACUCGCUUGGGCCGAUGGAGGACGAUAUAUUUAUUCAUCUUCAACCGAAAAGCAUUGGCGGAGCACAGGAUUCGCAUGUCCCAAAGAUCAACCACAAUGAAGAGACGGUCCAACCAAUUACCAUUACCCUGGGAAUUUGCAACGAUCACGCCGUUGGCGAUCAUAUACGGGGUGGCCCGGUUCUAUUUGAUUGCAGAGGCGUUUGCAGAGUUGAGAGAUGUGCCAGGGACAGCCUACCUCAACAUACAAUGGACAGAUUUCAUUCCACAUGUAUAGCCAAGUGGCAUAUAACAAGGGGCGCGGCAGUGGAAGUUCAGGGGGAUCAUAAAAUCCACGCAGGCGACCACAAACGAUGCACUGGCGAAAUACGCAUUUGAGCUGUAGGAUGAAUACUA
Cladophialophora immunda is the source of this 2326-nucleotide messenger RNA. RefSeq lists its product as uncharacterized. The record is from RefSeq and is a predicted model, not a curated record. The transcript has a single exon. Lineage: Eukaryota; Fungi; Ascomycota; Eurotiomycetes; Chaetothyriales; Herpotrichiellaceae. The coding region runs from base 750 to 2207 and encodes 485 amino acids.